AUGCGCCCCGCGCCCGGCGCCCCCCGCGCGGCCCCGCCCCCCGCCCGGCUGCAGCCCCGGUUCCCGCGCGGCCGGAGCAGCUCGGGCAGCAGCGGCGGCGGCAGCGGCGGCGACACCGGCAGCGGCAGCAGCGCGGGCGCCGAGCGGGAGGACGACGACGAGAGCGCCAGCAUCAGCAGGCCGCUGGUGCCCGCCGGGCCCCCGGGGAGCGCCGCCGCCUCCCGCGCCCCCACGCCCGCCUCCCCGCGUAGCAUGACCGCCGCCGACCUGGGCGCGGGCGCCGUGGCCGGGGCCGUCGGGGGCGCGGGCGGCGCCAGCCCCGGCCCCUCCUGCCGGUCGUGUUGCUGCUGCUGCUGCGGUCGCCGGGCCCGGCCGGGCCGCGGGGGUGGGCGCCGCGGCUGCGCCCCCGGCACGGGCUGCCGCUGGGGCUACCAGGCGCUGUCCGUGGCGCUGCUGCUGGCGCAGGGCGGCCUGCUGGACGUGUACCUCAUCGCUGUCACCGACCUGUACUGGUGCUCCUGGGUCGCCACCGACCUGGUGGUCGCGGCGGGCUGGGCCAUCUUCUUCGCCAAGAACAGCCGGGGCCGUCGGGGCGCCGCGCACACCCACCACCCGCACCACCCGCACGCCGCGCCCCUGCACCUGCCCGCCGCCCCCGCCGCCGCGGCUGCGGGAGCCAAGGCGCGCGGCGGCCGCGGGGGCGCGGGCGGCCCGGGGCCGGCGGGGGUCGCCGGCCCGGCCGGCGAGUUCGCCUUCGCCUACCUGGCCUGGCUCAUCUACUCCAUCGCCUUCACGCCCAAGGUGGUGCUCAUCCUGGGCACGUCCAUCCUGGACCUCAUCGAGCUGCGCGCGCCCUUCGGCACCACGGGCUUCCGCCUCACCCUGGCGCUGUCGGCGCCGCUGCUCUACUGCCUGGUGCGGGCCAUCGGCGAGGCGGGCGCCACCCCCGGCUCCGCGGGCCCCCUGCUCCUGCAGCCCCAGCGGCACCGCGCCGCCGGCUGCUUCCUGGGCACGUGCCUGGACCUGCUGGACAGCUCCGCCCUGGUGGAGCUGAUGCUGGACGGCCGCGCGCCGCUGCCAGCGCACCUGCGCUACCUGCUCCUCGCCGCCUACUUCCUCGCGCUCGCCUCGCCGGUGCUCUGGCUCCACGAGCUCCACGCCGCUGCCGCCUCGCCCCGGGGCCGGGCCUCGCGGCCGGGAGGCUGCAGCCGCCUGCUGCGCCUGCUGGGCGGCUGCCUCGUGGACGUACCCUUGCUGGCGCUGCGCUGCCUGCUGGCCGUGAGCUACCAGCAGCCGCUCUCCGUCUUCAUGCUCAAGAACCUCUUCUUCCUCGGCUGCCGCGGCCUGGAGGCCCUGGAGGGCUGCUGGGACAGGGAGCCUACGGCGUCCCCGAGUCGGGCCCGGGCGGGCUACGGCGCUCCGCCCUCCGCCCCGUCGGCGCCGGGAGCCCCCCAGCUGGGCCUCUGCGUCUCCGAGGACGAGGGGGGCGCCCACGGCUACGUCAACACCCUGGCUGUGGCUUCCCAAAACUGAGGGGUCUGGGGGCUUGCUGUGGAGUUGGGAGACCCCGCUCCCUGUCCUGCGACCUUCCCUCACCCAGACUGGAUCAGCCUGUUUGGGGGAGGUGACUGUAAACAGGGCUGAGAGCCGGCGUGCCCCAUCUGAACCCCUUGGGUCAAGACUGCUUGGAAGGAGCCAGCCGCUAAAGAGAGGGAGGAGGGUCGCCGGCUCUCUUCUCCUCUCUGCGCCCUUCCCCACUCCUUCCCUCCAGGGGCGGGGCACCUCUGCUUCUUGCUUCUCCCACCUCACCCUAAUCCCUCUCCCUUGCGGGGGAGAAUGGAGGAAAGCGGGGCCCAGGGCCUUCGGCCACCCCCCUUGCUUGGACGUGCCAGCUUCUUUUAGGCUGUGGUUAGUGGUCCUUGACCCACACCUUGAAGUGACCCAGAAUCCCGUGCUCCCCCUGAUGUGUCCAUUGCAUUUCUUCCAGAUGGUAGAUGCAAAGUCUCUGCGUGUGUGUG
Messenger RNA from Kogia breviceps (pygmy sperm whale), 2018 nucleotides. It is a transcript of the gene TMEM121B, whose product is annotated as transmembrane protein 121B. The record is from RefSeq and is a predicted model, not a curated record. Lineage: Eukaryota; Metazoa; Chordata; Mammalia; Artiodactyla; Physeteridae.